Mizuhopecten yessoensis (Yesso scallop) is the source of this 8388-nucleotide messenger RNA. RefSeq names its product polypeptide N-acetylgalactosaminyltransferase 2-like. Gene Ontology annotation, cellular component: Golgi apparatus. The transcript is spliced from 14 exons. The record is from RefSeq and is a predicted model, not a curated record. NCBI's taxonomy places the organism in Eukaryota, Metazoa, Mollusca, Bivalvia, Pectinida, Pectinidae. The coding region runs from base 70 to 1830 and encodes 586 amino acids.
UUUGAUUGGUCAAUAUAGUUUGAGUAGCGGAAGCCCUGGCAUUAUGAAGUAAAACAGGCCACCACCUCGAUGUUGCGACGAAAGUAUCGGUUUGUGCUGUUCCUCGGGACGAUAUGGAUAGUAGGGAUUGUUCUUUACGCCUUCAAAUCCUACAACAGCCCGAAAUCCGAGGAGGUACGUGAUUUUGAUGGAGUGUUUGAUGAUAAACCAAACCAUGUGGAGAUGGAUAUGGGGUUCAAAUCACCAGAAAUGCCCAGAAAGAUCUCGCCACCCAAACGGGGUCAAAGGGAAUAUCCACCACAGGACCAAGUUAUCAGUGACGGUCCUAAUGACAUAGCAUGGCAGGAUUUUGAUGAGAAGGCAUACAUCGACAAGAAGAGGUGCACAUCUGGACAGGACUGUUACUCGGCAAACAAGUUCAACCAACUAGCCAGUGAUAACGUAAAGAGUAAUCGUCAUGUAAUGGACACACGCCACACCAUGUGUAAGUCUGCCGACCUCUCCACAGACCUGCCUGCCACUACUGUCAUCAUCACCUUCCACAAUGAGGCUAGGUCCACCCUCAUCCGUACUAUCGUUAGUGUCUUCAACAAAAGUCCAGCUCAUCUCAUCACGGAGAUCAUACUGGUGGAUGACUUUAGUGAUGAUCCAUCUGAUGGCUUGGAGGUGGAGAAAAUAAAAAAAGUGAAACUGAUCCGUAACAAUAAGAGGGAGGGGCUUAUGAGGUCAAGGAUCAAGGGUGCUGAUGCUGCCUCGGCGACGGUGCUGACCUUCCUUGACAGCCAUUGCGAAUGUAACGAGAAGUGGCUUGAGCCCCUGUUGGAGCGCGUGGCUGAGGAUAAACAUCGUGUGGUAAGCCCGAUCAUUGAUGUCAUCAACAUGGACAACUUCGAGUAUAUUGGUGCAUCUGCUGAUCUCAAGGGAGGUUUUGACUGGAAUCUUGUUUUCAAAUGGGACUAUAUGACGUACGAGGAGAGAAACAAGAGGAACAGCAAUCCUAUAGGGCCAAUCAGAACACCGAUGAUAGCUGGAGGUUUGUUCGCCAUUGAAAAGAGUUGGUUUGAUGAGCUUGGAAAAUAUGACAUGAAAAUGGAUGUUUGGGGUGGUGAAAAUCUAGAAAUAUCUUUUCGAGUGUGGCAGUGUCACGGAUCACUGGAGAUCAUUCCCUGUAGUCGAGUAGGACAUGUCUUCAGGAAACAACACCCCUACACCUUCCCUGGAGGAAGUGGCAACGUCUUUGCCAGGAACACGCGGCGAGCAGCAGAGGUAUGGAUGGACGAGUAUAAGGAGUUCUACUACGCAGCUGUCCCCUCGGCUCGUAUGGUCUCCUUUGGCGAUAUCUCUGAGAGGUUGAAGCUGCGUGAAAAUCUGCAAUGCCAUAAUUUCAAGUGGUUCUUGGAGAAUGUUUACCCAGAACUCAAGGUCCCUAACACACAGGAUGUGGCGUUUGGCUGUAUACAGCAGGACACUAUGUGUGUCGACACACUGGGCAACUUUGCUGAUGGCACCCUGGGAGUCUUCCCAUGUCACUUUGCUGGAGGAAAUCAGGAAUUUUCAUUGGGCAAAGAUGGAAUGAUUCGACAUCUUGACCUCUGCUUGACCUUGACAUCAACAUCAGAGGGUAAUACCAUCAAACUUUACCAGUGUCAGGAAAACAACAACUUACAGGUGUGGAAACGAUACAAUGAGGACGUUAUGCUGAAGAGUAAACACCUAGAUCUCUGUCUGGACAGUCGGGAAGUGCAGACAAAGAAUAAGGGGCUCACCGCCAACAAGUGUGAUACAGAUUCUUCCUCGCAACGUUGGACCUUCCAGGUCUCUAGGAACUGAGGACCAAAGUCAUGGCAGCCUUACAAUGAAGCUUUAGUCAUGUUCAGGAUCUGCCAAAAAAGUCAAAUGAAAUCCAAGUUGUAACAGUUUUCCAGGUUAUGCCAUAACUGCAUGCUACAGCUUUACUCCAUCUCAGGGUCCGUGUGUUAUUUGUUGUUUGUCUGGUAAAUCUCCAGUUGUCUCCCCCUCACAUAGCAUUGGUAUCAACUGUUUUAACCAACCCAGUCAAUUACUACUGCAACAAUAUUUACAGUUGCAAAUGUGGAAACCAUAGUAUACAUGUAGGUCACUGCUCUGCGCAUAGCCAUUGGCAAACACAGGAACCAUAGGUCACAAUUGCCCAUAUCCAUUUGUUAACACAGGAAUAGUAGUAUAGGUCACUGUUCUACCCAUGAUCAGUGAACCGUAGCAUUAGUUAACAUGGCAGUAUAGGUCACUGUUCUACCAAUGGUCAGUGAACCGUAGCAUUAGUUAACAUGGCUGUAGAGGUCACUGUUCUACCCAUGAUCAGUGAACCGUAGCAUUAGUUAGCAUGGCAUAUAUGUAAGUGUUAUGUACAUGGUCAGUGAACCAUAGCAUUAGUUAACAUGGCAGUCUAGGUUAGUGUUAUGCCCGUGGUCAGUGAGCCGUAGCAUCAGUCAUGGAGUGAGAACUGGGAGGUUUAUCAGACACUGUUCCAUGUGAUUUUAAAACUAACUGAAUUCCUGCUGAGCAGGGGUGUCGGGACUGCAGUGGUCGUUGUUUACAUCAAAUAUAUAUUGUCAAUUUUUAUAUUAUCCUACUGAUUAACUUGUACUUAUUUUACUAAUUAUUGCACCUCGUGUGCAAAUGAUAUGAUAUCUAGGUAGGAUAUUGCACUGAAUGGUUAUCAAGGGAUUAAAACAAAAUGUGAUUAUGAAGUUAGGAUGUGAAAGGAAAUGGAUUAUGAUGAGGAUAAUAUUUAAUUAUUUUAUGGAACAAACAACAUUUGAGCUGGCAAUCAGUUUUGUUUCUGGAUGAAAUGAAAAUAAAAAUAAACCUGAUAACUAUUAGACAGGCACACUUUCCAGAACAGUCUUUAAAUUUAGAUUUGAUGAAGAAGGUAUGAGACAAUAUAUAAACAUUUAGAGAAAGGGGGAUAUUUCAUUAAAAAUAAGUACAAACUUAACAAUAAGUAUUACAAUUUUGUAAAGAUCUGACAUAUGACAUAAAUAUGAAAGAGGUUGUAGGAAAUGAUUCAGGCUCUGUAACAUAGUAGAUUUUUAGAAGUCUUAGAAGCCAUGGAUAGAGCGAUGCUUUCAGACAUUCAUAUGAUACCUGUUAAUAUAUUUAUAUAGUUAUGUAAGAGGGAGGAAUACGGCAGCGUCUGAUUUUAUAAUUCAUUUCAAUGGGAUUGACAUGUUAUUUAACAGCUCUAGGACCAAUUUUAUAAAUUUUGCAUCCAAGUCCCUCACAUUUCAUCUACAUAAUCAAGUUAUAAUCAGAGUUUUGUGAGAUAUCAGAAUGAUAAUCAUAUGUCUGUUGUCUAUCCAUAUUUUGUUAUUGUUAGUAUCGUACAAAUGACAGCCAGCUUCCUGACAGUGUAUGUCAUGUAUACCAUCUUCUACGCAACUGUGUACAUUUUCUGAUCAUCAAUUUCAGACUAUGCCAAACUAUCAAUUAAUAGUGUGGUUAUAGUAUGUCAUGGAAGAUCAGGGUAAAUGAGUCAUCAUCACUGCUUCAUCAGCUUCAGUUUUGAUAAACCACUUGGUUGUAAAGUCACUAUCAAACAACAGUGUUUUUAUCAAGAAAUCACAAUUGAAUGGCCGAUCAAAAAGUAGGUGAUUGGACAUUGGGGAUCUAUCAUUAAUCCUUCGGAUUGGUCAACUUGACGCCAGGAUCUGAGCUUGUUAAACAGACUGGCAUGUUAUAAAUUUUGCCUGACAAUCAUAACACAAGGGAUUAAGCCAGCAUUGCAGUUUGUCCUUUACCAUGUAGUAAUUAUCAUUCACUUUCAUUUUCAGUGUUGUCAUUAUUAAUUCAAUAGAAACAAAAUGCAUUUCACUCCAUAAUAUAAAUCAAGAAAUUACAGAGAGAAAUCAAAACAUUUUCUCAUUUGAGAAUGACUUAAGAGACCCACCCAAUCAUAUUCCACUGAUUUAUGUAAAAAAAACGAAUCUUGGAAUGAGUAUUGAAUUUCCAGUUUUAUUUCAUUUUUAUAUAUGUACAUUUCAUUUCUCAUGUACCAUAAAAACAAAAAUUAUGUGAUUUUCUGAUAGUUUUAUUUUUAAGCCCGUUUUGUGAUUUACCCCUAUGCCUUUGGUGCCCCAAGACCACACUUUAUAUCACACUUCUGUGCAAGUUUUUUUUGUAUGUAAUACAAUAAGACAUAAUUAAGUAAAUAAAAUCAAAAAGAUAAAAUAUGGAAUUAAACAGCUCAAAAAGGCACCAAACAUUUCAAAAUCCCAUUUAUAAACAAUACUGUUCACAGACAUAUGACUGUUGAAAGGUGAUGAAUGUCGGGUUAAGGUUGGAUAUAUCAAUAAACGUCCAACUGAUGCCCAAUAUAACCCCAAUAUUGUACCUGUGUGUCCUUAGCAUUCCCUAGAGUUACCUCCCCUAGAAUUACCUCCUCUAGAUUAACCUUUAUAUUUACCUUGUUUAUUACUUAUUUAAUUUAUUUUCAGGAUAGUUUUAUUUAUACUUGGAAAAAAAAUAUGAUUUAAGGAUCCCCGUACUUCUGCCCAAAAUCGUCAGCUAUGCAUUGCAAACAGUUUCUUCUGGUAUAACUAUAGCUAUAAUAACUUAUAAUAAUAAAUCAUUUCUGAAAAGACGACCAUAACUUGCAGUAUUGCAGAGAUAACAGGGAUUUGAAUCCUGGACUUCAGAUUAUUAUACUAUUGCUUUAACUGACUGAGCUCCCUAGUCAACAUAAGUCCUUUCCCAACUAUACUCAGUUACAGCCUUAACAAAAUUAAGGGAGGUGACUAUAUAUACGAAAAAACACAGUGUAGCGGAACAGGGAUCCUAGCUUAAUCAGAGUAUUUAUAAAAGAAUUAGUGUUACAAAUGAGCUUAACAAAACAUAUAGUUUGCAAGUUUGAGACAACAGCAGGCAAUCGUGUCAAUCAGCUGUUCUUAUAUCAGUUUUACCCAAAGUUAUCAAUCCUUAUACCAAUUAAACAUAGUGUAGAAUUUAGUUUAUUUGUGUAUCAUCAAUAAUCCAUAUUGUAUACUAAACUAGUACAUUAUACUUGAAAGGCUAUUUCACAAUUCAUGGUGCAAAAUAUUUAAAAGAUAAUGAAUAUUUUCUUGACCAUGUAGUUUGAUUAAAAAUUUAGAAUCAGUUAGAAAAAUGUAAGUUUGAAUAUCAAUUUACACUUAACAGGGAUUCUCAACCAAUACCUGACUUGAGUUUUAGAUUUUGUUUCCUAUUUAAGCUAUUCCCUAAAAUGCAAUUAUAAAUCAGUUUUGUGAUGUUUUUACAUUACCAAACAAGUACAAGUUACUUGAAAUGAUCAGAUGUCUUAUCAUGGACAGUGGCCUGAUUGAUUAUAGCUGUAAAAUUGAUCUCAACACAAUUACUUAAAAACACAAAAAUAUAAUGCUUUAACACAAAAAAAUCACGUAAUAAUUCACUUAAGCAUAGCAAUAUAUUGGUUUACUUGUGUGUGUUUGAAGGGAUUUAAUUAAAUGACUUGCCCCUUGAUAUGUUUAAGGGCUGGUUUGGAAUUAUAUUUUAAUAAUAUAGAAAUAGUGUGUAUUAAAUCGUACGACAGUGGUCUUAAACCGUGUAUAAACUAAGGUAUAGGUAAGAGUUCCCUUGUCAAGUAUUAGUUACCAUGGUCAGUGAGAGUUAUAAAACAUUUAGUGAGCAGCUAAACCUGCUUAUUGACUCAUUCACCCCUAAAGACACAUUUGAACCCUUCCAAUUCAAAGGUUGGAAUAGUUCAUUAUGAUAUUUCAGGGGUGAAUGAAUUGAACAUCUCCUCAGGAUGCUUGAGGCCAAAGUAUUGAAUGUGUGAAGUAAAGCCAAAUACAUAUCUAAAACAGACUAAGGCAGGGAUCUAUACUAAGACCUUGUCAUUAUAUCACUUAUGGCUAUUGACAUGGACGUUCUGCGAGUCAUGUCAAUAAAUCAGUUACUUGGUUGAUGGUGCCCUCGGGGACCUGUGAUUCAACACAGUCUAUCAUACUGUUUACUGGUGUAGGUUGGUAAUGUCACAAUGUCAAUAGUUAUUGAUUUACAGCUUCUAGAUAUAUUCUGCAAUAUUUUUUUUCAACCCCACAGAAAGCAGUGCCAAAAAUAUUAUAUUUUUAUUUUCAUGCUUAACCCUGAAAAGAUGAAUAUAAGGGAUUUUUGCUUUAGACAGCAGAUAACAAAAUUGUAAAAAUGAAAAUUUGUUGAACACAAGUUAUUGGUUUCAAAGUCUAUUUUCUAUGUGAUCAUAUUAUAAAGCAAUUUCAUUUGUAAAUGAAAUGUCUUCCAUAAGUAAGUUGAUCUUGGUUGACCGGAUAUUCUGACAUGUGUUUGUCUCCAGAAAUGUAUUAGGUUACUUAUUGAAUGUUAUUUAUGAACAUUUUAAUUGAUUCAUGUAUUGUAUCUUAUUUAAAGAAUGGUUGAGAAACAGAGGGUAUAGUUGUUAUGUAGUGAAUAUGUGUAGCGAUUAGUUUCCCUUACGGUAAUACGGUUGUCUCCCUUGUAGAUGUAUACAUCACAGUAACUGCCUAAAGUAGACCACGGGAUUAGAUUAGCCCAUGCUUAGACACAUUCAAAUGCAUUUAUAAAAAGAUUAAAUGUGUUUUAAUUGUUCCACAUUUUAGUAGAAUGUUGGGAAAUUGGGACAAUUUUAAUGUCCAAAUUUGUAUGUAAUUUAGAAAAAUAUGGACUAGUCUAGUGACAAUGAUUUAUGUAGUAAAAUAUAGACACAGCGGUGAAUGGAAGGUAGGUGAGUGUGUGCCGUUAAUGUGAUAUACACUAUGGGCCGCUUCACAUAUCUCUUUGUUACCGGUAGUGGUGGAAAGUAUAACUGGUUAUAGCUAUGGAAGUCAUUGUCAUGUCAUUACACUUCCGCUUCAUUGACGCUCCAUUACCAACCCUCAUAUUUCUUGUAUAUGUUAUAAUACAUUUUCUGGCCUCUUAUACACGUUUUAUAAUAAUUCUAGUUCUUCAACAAUAGAGUAUUUCUAUGACUGCUUUAAUUACGAUUUUACUGAUGUACUAAAUCUACUACUUAAAAGCUUUAAUAUAAUUUUAAUUUGUAAUUGUUUUUGUAAUGAUGUUUAACCAAAGUCUAUCAAACUGGAAGGAGUUCGGAGUGUGAGACACUCCAGCAGUGGAAAUUGAUCCGUCAAGUUAGGUCACCUUGUAGAUCAGAACUAAACGUUAGGUCACAAUGUAGAUCAGAACUAAACGUUAGGUCACAAUGUAGAUCAGAACUAAACAUUAGGUCACAAUGUAGAUCAGAACUAAACAUUAGGUCACAAUGUAGAUUAGAACUAAACGUUAGGUCACAUUGUAGAUCAGAUCUAAACGUUAGGUCACAAUGUAGAUCAGAACUAAACGUUAGGUCACAAUGUAGAUCAGAACUAAACAUUAGGUCACAAUGUAGAUCAGAACUAAACGUUAGGUCACAAUGUAGAUCAGAACUAAACGUUAGGUCACAAUGUAGAUCAGAACUAAACAUUAGGUCACAAUGUAGAUCAGAACUAAACAUUAGAGCCCGGAAUCAGUACCAAACGAAUCUGGUCUGUAUAGAAAGUGACUGGGUCAGUUUUAAACAUUAGAGCCUGGAGUCAGUACCAAACGAAUCUGGUCUGUAUAGAAAGUGACUAGGUCAGUUAUAAACAUUAGAGCCCGGAGUCAGUACCAAACGAAACUGGUCUGUAAAGGAAGGGACUAUGUCAGUUCUAAACAUUAUAGCCCGGAGUCAGUACCAAACGAAUCUGGUCUGUAUAGAAAGUGACUGGGUCAGUAACAAAUGAGCUAUUUGCAGUUGUUGGUGUCCUUAUUCCAUAAUCCUAAAGGACUGAUCGUGGGCGGCGAAUCCACACACACCUUCCUCACCUCCAAAAAGGUUAACUUCGCUGCCAUUAUCUGUUUGCCUACAACGCAACUAGUUUUGGUAAUGACGGUAUUGGAAUGACCUCCCUUCCCCUUCAAAAGCACACAAUUGAAGAAGAUCAUGGACAGAAGUAAUUAUUGGUGAUAGUUACCAUAGUGUGGUUUUGUGAGCAGAGAAUAACCUGUCGUCUGGUACUGAUACCAGCAUUGUUAAUAUUAUAUCACUCCACCAAUAGGAUCUAAGUAGUACACCAAAUGUAAUCGUUUGUUAAUUAUUAACUAACAAUUUUGUCCAUACCGCUCUUUACGUUUGCCCGUAGUAGAUAUGUGACUUGCUUGUAUUAUAUGUGCGAUUGUGUGGGUGAAUGGAAUAGUGUGUUUUUUGCGUGUUUUAAACUCAGUAUUUUUUUAGAAAUUGAAAUGACUUGUCUCUAGAAUUAAAAUCAACGACCGUAUCCGAUUGAAGUUUAUUUUGGUGGUAGUCCUCAUGAAACCUCGAAUUUUCUUGAAAUAAUAAAAUGUGCUCGUUACAUGGUG